Molecule: messenger RNA, 829 nt
Organism: Frieseomelitta varia
Lineage: Eukaryota; Metazoa; Arthropoda; Insecta; Hymenoptera; Apidae
Exons: 2
Coding region: 390-734 (114 amino acids)
Source: RefSeq, a predicted model, not a curated record
GCCGAUUUCGAUGAUGAGGUUAGAAACGCGCGCUCGACGCGCGACAACGACGAUCCGUACACGACACUUGUUGAUUCCACACUGUCAAGAAGACCACUGCACCCGUAUGCACGCAAACACGUCGUCACUCAUACACACAUGGACUUUUAACUUUCUCUUUCUGUUUCUCUCGCUCGCGUUUCGCGUUCUCUAUUUCCCUUACGUUCCCUCUUUCUAUCUUUUUCCCUUGUUUACCUUACUCCCAUCGACGAUGGCGUUUCUUUCAAGCAAGGCUCCAAAAUCUUUGACGCGAUUGAAAUUUAUACGUGAAGUCACGAUGUCGUCGAUUGCUCACAGGUAAUCGGAGGAACAGAAAGACAGAGAGAACGCGAGUGUUUGAUGACGAUAAGAUGAGAAAGACACGAACGAUAAACGAUUCAAGAGCCAAAAAUGCAAAUGGAAAAGAAAAAAAAAUUGGCAUACGUUCUUACUUUCAUACGAGCGUCAAUUUCGCUGAACGAACUACACACCGGCCAAGUCUCGAGCAAACUGGCAACCUCGGAGUUCGGAACAAAAGGCAACAAAUAGUUUAUCAAAUGAAUUUAGUAUCUGUGAAAUAUCUCGAAGGAUUAAUUAUAACAGACAUGGAAAAAUUACGAUCUAUGAGCAUUAAACAGGCCCUCCAGCUCUUCCUUGCGCACCGUAAGGCCCAAUGUAUCGCAGGUAAACAGGAUCUCAGAAAUCGAAAGAAGUAGUCUCUUCUGAAUGGAAUAGAUAGAAAAAGGUAGACCGUAUAACUCUAUCGUAUGAAUUUUAAAUUUUUUUUUUCUGUCAAUUGUCAUCUCGAAAU